Cyprinus carpio (common carp) is the source of this 1475-nucleotide messenger RNA. RefSeq lists its product as uncharacterized. The record is from RefSeq and is a predicted model, not a curated record. Lineage: Eukaryota; Metazoa; Chordata; Actinopteri; Cypriniformes; Cyprinidae.
CAAGUAUAAAAGAAGACCAUCUUCUCCUUUCUAGCAGAGAGACUAUUUACAGUUACAGAACUGCUUUGGUUGAUACAGAAUACUUUAGAUAAACUAAAAGACAGGGGAAAUAGGCAAGCAUUAGAAAAAAAAAAAAAAAAAAAAAAAAAAACAAUGGCAGACUAUCAGGAAACAGAAUGACAAGGUAGUGGUUGAACAUCAUAUAGUUGUCUUUCUUGUAGUAUUUUGUGCUAAGUAGCAGGAAAAUCAGGGUUGGAAGUGAAAAAUUCCGUUUUAGUUGUCUUCUUUCUGCUAGCAUUGUUAAGUGUUUGACCGUGUGCUUUUGUACACUGGCAGAGAAGAUGAGUAAGUGUAAGAAAGAGUUGAGUGAGAGAGAGAGAGAGUUGAGUGAGAGAGAGAGAGAACGGCUGCUCAUCCGCAGGGCCAGCGGAGCCAACGCCUCUCAGCUGGCUCAUAUGGAAAAGAUGCUACAAGAAACCAAAGGCCUGCUGGAGAAGAAGACAGAGACGGAUUCAGAAAGCAAAGCCUGUGGGGACACUAUGGUGUCUGAUCUGGAGCAGAAGGUCCAGCGCAGCAAGCGAGACCGUCGUAACUCUCUCCACCGCACACAGCUGCUGGAGAGUCAGAUGAAGACGGUUCGCGGCGAGCUGGUUGGCACGCUUGACCACCUGCAGGAGCUGCGCAACAUACUGCGACGCUCGCAGCAGAACGCAGAAGAGCGGGACGCAGCCAUGCAAAAACUAGCUGCAGGGCUGAGGUGAGACACCACAUGUCUGCCUGCAGUUCCUGGGUUACCACAUCCAUUCAUCUCAUCUUAAAGACUUUAAAGCACUGUUCCUCUGAAAUAUCUGUUUGACUGCACAUCCAGAAUGAUGCUAUUUUCACAUUGGCUCAUACAUUCCUAUGCAACCAGAUGCUGUUGUAAAAUCUAUGUUAAAUGAUUGAAGCAUGCCACAGUUAUUUAAAGGGCGUGGUUUUAUUCUCUUAAGAUAGAAGUAGUUCUGUUUUGGCUGAUGAGAACUCUGUUUGGUAGCAUCCGGGUUUUAUAUCCUGUUGUCAGUGAAAUGCAGCAUUAAAGCAUAAUUUCAAUCAUAUAAACAAAUGUCUGUAUAAGUAUAUAGACAUCCAUUGAAUGCCUUGUUAACUUGUGUGACGGCUUCAGCCAAGUGUUUUUUUGUUUUUUUUUCUUCACAGGAUUCGUUUUGUAAGACCACAGAUUGUGUAUAAUGUCUUGUAGCUUUGAGUUGUUUCAUAUGUGAUACCUGCAAGAUCCAACAUUCCUUAAUAUGAAUGCUUUAGUCCUGUAUACUCAGAGACUCAACUGCUUUUAUCGUUUAAUUUAAUAUAUUGUUUAUUCCUUUUACAUGAUCUGCAAUAUUACAUGCUGUUUCAACAUUAAUAUUAAUCCCCAAUUCACCAAGUAAUGCUGAUGUAGAAUGUUUGUGUCUGGAUACUCAUUAAAAUAUCCAUAUGUC